AUGCCUGAUGACCAUGCUCUCUCUUACGUUGACACUGUAAACUCGAAUCUGAUAUGCUCCAUUUGCCAGCUACCGUUCACCCUACCUACAGUGACCAUAACGUGCUCUCACACUUUCUGCCAAAGUUGUAUACGUACUGCGCUUGCAUACCGUGAAGAAUGUCCUGUGGACCGAUCCUCUCUCACACUCAAUGAUCUCCAGCCAGCUAACACUAUCAUUCGAAAUCUUGUUGAUGAACUUCUUGUGCACUGCCCGAACUCAUCACUCGGUUGUACCCACAUAUGUCAAAGGCAGCUAAUGCGAACUCAUUUGACGCACGAUUGUCUUUACGUCGCAACACGGUGCUGCGAGGACGAUUGCAACACCAGGAUACUGCGGAAAGACGCCGACAAGCAUGCCCAGACUUGCCCUCAUCGCAUUGUAACCUGUGACGCUUGCGAAACCCGCAUCAAGUUCACGGACCUCCAGAUUCAUAAUGCUGAGUGUCCUGCUGCGGAGUGGAUAUGCACCUAUUGUCAAACUAUUACAGCACGCUCAGACCGGGAAACACAUUUAUCCAGCUGCGAGCUUGUCACAGUGGAUUGUGAGCAUGCCCAAUACGGCUGCUCAUGGAGGGGGAAACGGAAUGAACUCUCUGCACACAUAACGACAUGUGCCUAUGAAGGCCUGAAGGGCUUUUUCGCAAUGCAUACCUCCCGAGUCCUUAGUCUCGAAGCAGAGAAUGCAGCGUUGCGAAGUCAGCUAGAAGAACUACGAAUAAAUCAAGAUGCAAUGCGUCGUGAUGUUCAAUCCGCGCGAAGCAGUCUGGGACCAUGGCUCAGAUCUGCCGAUUCGCAACCCCCUCCACAGGCUCCUACCCAAAGUCGGCCAGAGCGUGUGAUUCAGCGCCGCCGCAUGUCUGUACCACUCAGUACUGCUUCUUUUGGACAUCCCUUCGAUCCCGUUGAAGACUCCGACACAGGUAUUCGUGUUCACAGCACCACUACCGUCGAUGAACGGAGCUUCCCUUCGGACAAUGAUUGGCCCAGCUCAACGAUUUCCGACUUUAGUCCUAGCCAGAACGACACGACACAUCAACCUCGUCGUGCCCUGUCGCCUGACAUGCCUUACCCUCGCAUCUCAUCAUAUUCUCAUGCGCAGACAUGGGUUGCCCCUAUUGAUUUGACCACUUCGUUGGAGGGGUGUCUAACAUCCCUGCGGAACUCAAUCGUGAAUAUUGCAACUGCGUUGGAUUCCCAGGAGCGAAGGCAAGAUAUUGCGUUAGCGACGGAAACGCUUCGAAUGCAUGAGGAAGUGGCAUCGCUGCGAGCGAUUGUGCAAGGGCUUCGCAUGCAGGUACAUUUCGAUUUAAAACCCCAUUAG
This is a messenger RNA of Cantharellus anzutake, 1362 nucleotides long. RefSeq lists its product as uncharacterized. NCBI's taxonomy places the organism in Eukaryota, Fungi, Basidiomycota, Agaricomycetes, Cantharellales, Hydnaceae. The coding region runs from base 1 to 1362 and encodes 453 amino acids. The record is from RefSeq and is a predicted model, not a curated record. The transcript has 5 exons. Gene Ontology annotation, molecular function: zinc ion binding.